This is a messenger RNA of Homalodisca vitripennis (glassy-winged sharpshooter), 2797 nucleotides long. RefSeq names its product cell division cycle 5-like protein (gene Cdc5). Gene Ontology annotation, cellular component: Prp19 complex; spliceosomal complex. Gene Ontology annotation, biological process: mRNA splicing, via spliceosome; regulation of transcription by RNA polymerase II. Gene Ontology annotation, molecular function: DNA-binding transcription factor activity, RNA polymerase II-specific; RNA polymerase II transcription regulatory region sequence-specific DNA binding. The record is from RefSeq and is a predicted model, not a curated record. The coding region runs from base 339 to 2711 and encodes 790 amino acids. Lineage: Eukaryota; Metazoa; Arthropoda; Insecta; Hemiptera; Cicadellidae. The transcript is spliced from 15 exons.
AAAAACAUACCUAAACACACACAAGUACACAACACAAAGUAUUAAAUAUAGAGGAACGGAUGAGUUAGAAUAUUGGAUGUUAAAUUUCGUUUUUUGUAAAGCUACUUCGUGUUGUAAUUUAAUUUUCUUAAAUUAAUUAGUGGUAAUAAUAUUUACCUGUGAAAGAAUUAACUUUAUAUGUACCCAUUAUUUCUUGCCGCAAAAGUUAUUCGCACUGUGGUAGCUUAUUUCCAACAGCUAGGCUAGAAGAAUAAACAUUUUAUUGACAAAGAAUAUUUAUUAAAAGUGAGUUAGGAAAAGUGUUUUACUAUCAUUGAAAGGCAGUAAGAUCUGUAAUCAUGCCCCGAAUAAUGAUUAAAGGUGGUGUGUGGAGAAACACAGAGGAUGAAAUUCUCAAGGCGGCUGUUAUGAAAUAUGGGAAGAACCAAUGGUCUCGUAUAGCUUCCCUCCUCCAUAGAAAGUCUGCAAAACAAUGUAAAGCUCGUUGGUUUGAAUGGUUGGAUCCCAGUAUUAAGAAGACUGAGUGGAGCCGUGAAGAAGAUGAAAAAUUGCUACAUCUGGCCAAACUCAUGCCCACACAAUGGCGGACCAUUGCUCCCAUCAUUGGGCGGACUGCUGCCCAGUGUUUGGAAAGAUACGAGUAUUUGCUUGACCAGGCACAGAAGAAGGAGGAGGGUGAGGAUGGUGCAGAUGAUCCACGCAAGCUCAAGCCUGGAGAAAUCGAUCCAAAUCCUGAGACCAAACCGGCCCGGCCUGAUCCCAAGGAUAUGGAUGAAGACGAACUGGAGAUGCUGUCAGAGGCAAGAGCUCGUCUCGCCAAUACACAGGGUAAAAAGGCGAAACGUAAGGCAAGGGAAAAACAGUUGGAGGAGGCCCGAAGGUUGGCAGCGUUGCAGAAGCGCAGGGAGCUGAGGGCUGCUGGGAUAGAGCUAGCACCUCGACACAAAAGGAAGCGAGGCGUCGACUACAACGCGGAGAUCCCAUUUGAGAAACGUCCUGCAGCAGGAUUCUAUGACACCUCACAAGAGGUGAUAGACCCCUUGGCCCCUGACUUUGGUCGACUAAGACAACAGCACUUGGACGGAGAGCUACGCAGUGAGAAAGAAGAGAAAGAGAGGCGUAAGGACAAACAGAAACUGAAACAACGGAAAGAGAAUGAUGUGCCAACUGCAAUGCUACAGAAUCAAGAGCCUGCUAAGAAACGGAGCAAACUUGUGCUUCCAGAGCCUCAGAUAUCUGAUGCCGAGCUACAACAGGUGGUGAAGUUGGGGAGGGCCAGUGAGGCAGCCAGGGAGGCAGCCACAGAAGGCGGGUUGCAGGGAGCAUCUGAUACUUUACUGGCUGAUUAUUCGGUCACACCUAACAUCACAGGACGUACCCCUCGCACUCCUGCCCCCACUACAGACCGGGUCCUCCAGGAAGCACAGAACAUGAUGGCUCUAAGUCACGUGGACACACCCCUGAAGGGUGGGCUCAACACUCCACUCCACAACACUGACUUCAGUGGUGUUACUCCACAGCGGGAGGUUAUUUCUACCCCCAACACUGUGCUGACCACACCGUACUCCCAGCGGGCCAUCACGGACGGAAGAACUCCAGGAUUUCAAACCCCUAGGGCUGGGGCAGCGAUGGCGACCCCGACACCUCUCCGAGACAAACUAAGUAUCAACCCUGAGGAUCAGAUGAUGGAUGUGGCAGACACACCAUCAGCUCUGCGGAACUACCAUCAUCAUGUGAAGGAGCAGUUGCGAGCUGGUCUGAGCACGCUCCCAGCUCCUCGCAAUGAUUAUGAAAUCGUAGUACCAGAGGAUGAGAUGGACACAGAGAACAGGCAGGCAUCUGACCAGUACAGGGUGGAGGAUCAGGCGGAUGUGGACUUGAGAGCUUUACAAGUGGCUCUGGCACAGAAGGAAGAAGAACUCCGCAGCCGGUCACAAGUAAUCCAGCGCAGUUUACCUAGACCAGCUGAGAUCAACAUAGUCCUUCGCCCCCCCAACACUGAGCCUCCUCUUACAGAACUACAGAAGGCGGAGGAGUUGAUCAAGCAAGAGAUGAUAACAAUGCUGCACUACGAUGCUCUCCAUAACCCCCUGGAGACCAAGAGACAAGCCAAUGUGUUGAGUCAAGCUCACCAUAUGGCCUACCUGGAGCAGAAACCCUACCAAACCUUCACUCCCCAGGAGCUGACUAAGGCAGAGGAACUGUUGAAGAAGGAAAUGGACACAGUGAAGCAAGGCAUGGGUCACGGUGACUUGUCAAUUGAAUCUUUCACUCAAGUAUGGGAGGAGUGUUUGGGCCAAGUGCUCUUCCUAGCCAACCAAAAUAGAUACACUAGAGCCAACCUGGCUAGCAAAAAAGACAGGCUGGAAUCACUGGAGAAGCGGCUGGAACAGAACAGAAGUCACAUGACGAAGGAAGCAAAACGGGCGGCAAAAAUGGAGAGGAAAAUUAAAAUCAUUACAGGAGGUUACCAGACUCGAGCACAAGGGGUAAUAAAACAGCUCCAGGACAUGCAUGAUCAGAUUGAGCAAGCUCGCAUGGAGUUGUCCACGUUCAAAUUCCUCAAGGAACAGGAAGAAGCUGCUAUUCCUCGUAGAAUUGAGUCCUUGACUGAGGAUGUUAGCAGACAGAUGGAGCGAGAGAGGCAAUUACAGAAGAAAUAUGGAGAACUGCAGAGGAUAUCAGAAGAAUCCAGUGUGUCCAAGGCUUAACUAAUCAUUGAAACUGCAUUUUUAAAACCAAGUAGUUCUCAAUUAAAAAUUAACUAUUAUUUGUAUAUUAAACUCAUAAUAGAAUA